AUGUCGUCUGACACGAGAAACCCUACAUCCCCCUUGACAUUUACCCAAAAUAGGACAAGAUCGAGCUCGGCAGUAUCGAAUUGGAAGAAACAAAAGUACAAACAAUAUCAGCCACGAUUUCUACAUCAAACUUCAGAUAAUCACAUUCCUUUACCAUCAGCAGAAUGCUUUCAGCUCGAUUAUAUUCUAAAUAAUGUUCUUCAUGACGAAUCAGAACAAGUCAUAAAUGAUCUACUAAAUGUUGGUACAAAUUAUCAAAAAGAUUUGAGGCAGGAGAUCAAGCAUAAAUUAUCGACAGAGCAAAAGAUUCAAUUCAAGAAUAUCAGCAUAUGCCGCGAGACGAAUAACAUAAAUCUGAUUAUUCAUCAACGGAGAAAGAAGUUGAAGAAGGCAUUAACAUCAUCGAAUUUUGGUAAUGUAAAUGAUACCAACACGUGUGAUGAAGGGGAAGUCAACCAGCUCUUGAGAAAAAGUAUUGAGAUCAGUGACCUAAUGAAAAAGACCAUUUACAGGCUACAGGAUUUAGAGGAGAAACACCGUCCUGGCCGUGAAAGUUUAGUAAGCAUCAAGAGAGAAAAGUAUCCCAAUUUAUAUGAUCUAUUAAGCAAAAAAGCCGAAGCUGUGGAGCGUGAAAGUCCUGUGGUUGAUGAUACAGUAAAAAAUGUCCAUUCUGAGAGUGUUAUUGAGCUCAGUGAUGAGCAGGUACCGAUUGAAGACCUUCACAGUACAGAAAUUCACGAUUCCCAGCUGGAGGUUGAAUCACCAUUCCUUGUAAAAAAAGAAGUUACACAGCAGCAUCCCAAACCGAAUUCCAACAAACCCAUAUCUUCUGAAGAUGACGCCAUGGAUCCCUCCGAGUUUGAGCUCUUCAUGUCAAAUAGUAUAGUCAAAUAUCGCGAACAACAAAGCAAAAGUUUAAAGACCGUCAAAACCGAGGACCAAAGUUUAAACUCAUCGCUAUCUAGCCCCAAAUCAAGUGGAAACCCAUUAAAUCUUUUAUAUUCUCAGCUAAUAUCCAACCCCAAAUAUCUAGAUCAACACCAACGUGAACAAAAUGCGUCAAGAUAUCCAUUUUCAUCGAUUUUGUCAAUGAAAUCGUCAGCAACUAUUAAAUCAACACAACAAAGUUCACAUUUCAAAAAGUUGAGGAUUAAUGGAAGUCCUCUCACUUCUGAGCAUUUUAGACGCGAAAGAGAAAAGCUACAGCGUAACGAGCAAUCCGAGGAAGCAUUGACUGCUAAGAUGUUGAAGGACUUGACUCUCGAUCAUGAUGAAGGAUUCUCUGACGAAAAUGAAGAAGUAUGGAACUCCUCUGGCAUGAAUACAGAGGAUGACGAGGAGACGGAAAUUGACAAAAACGGCACUCACAACCAAAUUCGUCCUGAAGGUGACGUCUUGAAUUCUGAUGAAAUUUCGUUCCUUUCGUCAUCUGAGCUUGACACUUCUGACUCUGACUCAUCGACUGAUCUAAUAAACCUCCAGCUUGCUAAUAGUUAUUAUACAAAUUUGAAAAAAGGCUUGAAACAAAAACGACAUGAUCAUAGGGUCAAGAAGUCUGCGAAUAGAAGAAAAACAAGGUUACAAGUGAAGGAGAUGUCACCCACACCAAAACACCAACCAUCGCAUCAUAUACUAAAACCAAAAAGUUCUAUUUUAAAAACUAAACCGACCUUUUCAGUUCAACAGCGAUCGAACUUGCAGAAUGAGAAUCUGAAUAUUGCCAAUGAAGCGUAUGACCAUGAAAUAAGUGCAUUAUCUGAAGUAAACAACGCUUAUGGUUCGAAGACUAGAAAUUUUAUUAGUUCCUACAAUGCAUGUGGAACAAUUGUCUUGAAACAUGACAAACAUAAAGCUCAUAGUGAACACGAACAAACAAAUGAGGAGUUUAUUUCUGAUGGGGAGGGUAGUCCUCGCUCAAUAUCAAUAUUGAAAAGCUUUGUUCAAUAA
Lodderomyces orthopsilosis Co 90-125 is the source of this 1947-nucleotide messenger RNA. RefSeq lists its product as uncharacterized. Lineage: Eukaryota; Fungi; Ascomycota; Pichiomycetes; Serinales; Debaryomycetaceae. The transcript has a single exon. The record is from RefSeq and is a predicted model, not a curated record. The coding region runs from base 1 to 1947 and encodes 648 amino acids.